GCAGAGAAAAAGGACAGAAUGAUGCUGUCCGAGCAAGCCCAAAAGUGGUUUCCGACCCACGUGCAGGUCACAGUGCUCCAAGCCAAAGAUCUGAAGCCAAAAGGCAAAAGUGGCACCAAUGACACAUACACUAUAAUUCAGCUGGGCAAGGAGAAGUACUCCACCUCAGUAGCUGAAAAAACCCUUGAGCCAGUGUGGAAGGAAGAGGCCUCCUUUGAGCUGCCUGGAUUGCUAAUGCAGGAUCCAGAGAAAUAUAUUCUUUUCCUCAUAGUUAUGCACAGGUCCCUGGUGGGUCUGGAUAAAUUUUUAGGGCAGGUGGCAAUCAAUCUCAAUGACAUCUUUGAGGACAAACAAAGAAGGAAAACAGAGUGGUUUAGGUUAGAAUCCAAACAAGGAAAAAGAGAAAACAGGGGUGAGAUAAAGGUCAAUAUUCAGUUUAUGAGGAACAAUAUGACAGCAAGUAUGUUUGACUUAUCAAUGAAGGACAAAACAAGAUCUCCUUUUGCAAAAUUAAAAGAUAAGAUGAAAGGUAGAAAAAAUGAUGGGACUUUUUCUGAUACAUCUUCGGCAAUCAUUCCAAGCACUCCCAUGCCUGAUGCCAGUACUGAGUUUCCAAGUGGUGAAAUACAGAUGAAAUCCAAACCAAAAAAGCCUUUUCUUUUGGGUCCUCAGCGACUCUCUUCUGCACAUUCAAUGUCUGAUUUAACGGGAUCCCACAUGUCCACUGAGAAACUGAAGCCUGGUGCUGUAGGUCACACGCAUCUUCUUGGACGCCAGAUAGAGUCCUUUGGAGUUGUUCCAGAAAAUGGAAGUCUUAAGUCUCCACACAGAAGAGCAUUAAGCUUUGAUACUUCUAAAAUGAACCAACCUGACAGCAUUGUGGGUGAAGGUGAAUCGUCUUUUGGAAGACAAAAUGACCCAUUUACAAAUGUGACUGCUUCAUUACCAAAAUUCGCAACACUGCCAGGAAGAAAAAUCCAUUUGAGGAAAGGCAGUGAAUCAUGGGACAGCAGCAUGAAUUUAUUUUCAAAACCAGUUGAAGUAAGAAAAGAAAAUAAAAGAGAGAAAAGGGAGAAAGUUAGCUUAUUUGAAAGAGUAACUGGGAAAAAAGAUAGCAGAAGAUCUGAUAAACUUAACAAUGGGGGAUCUGAGCCCUGUGACUUGAAGUCACCUAAUGUGUAUGAAAAUCGUCAGGACUAUUUUGACUAUGACUCAACUAAUCCGUUUAACAAAUUCAGGGCUUCAAAUAUAAUGCCAUCUUCAAGUAAUUUUCACAUGAAUCUGACAAGCAAUGAAGACCUCAGGAAAUCCCGGAACAGCAAUCCUUUUGAUGCCACUGCAGGGUACCGCAGUCUGACCUAUGAAGAGGUACUACAGGAGCUGGUGAAACACAAAGAACUCCUUCGGAGGAAAGACACCCAUAUCCGGGAACUGGAGGACUACAUUGACAACCUCCUAGUCAGGGUAAUGGAGGAAACGCCCAGUAUUCUCAGAGUGCCAUAUGAACCAUCUAGGAAAGCUGGCAAGUUCGCCAAUAGUUCGUAAAGCCAGUCUACUGCAUUUAUAUUUGAAAGAGAGAGAGGAAGAAAAAUGAAGAAAAAACCUGUUAUGGAAGAGGCCCCUCUAUCAGGUUUCAUUGCAUGCUCUCUCCAUUGAGAAAAAAUGGUCGUACCUUUCAGUACUAGCAUGGACUAUCAAGAGGGACCUUGGAAGUGAGCAAAAUGCUUUCAACCUUUAAGUGAACAUGGGCCAGAUUCUCAUUGAAUAAGCAGUUCUGUAGGAUUCACCUGGGUGCUGGUGCCUGGCCCACUAAUCUGCCAUAGGCCAAGAAAUAUCUUCUCAAGUCUACGAGUUACUCCUCAGGAAUAGAAUUUUUCAUUAAGCAGAUGGAGACUGUGGUUGGAUUCUCAGAAGUCAAUUUACAGACUUACUUAGCUUCAUGAAUACAGCUCAUUAUAAACACUACUAAAAGUCAGUUCAUAUUUUAUAUACAUACAUGAAUAUAUGUUCGUGUAUCUUUGUGUAUAAAAUACAUGCAUAUACCUCAUAUAUACAUGUGUUUUUAGAACAUUGAAAAGCAACUGGUUGCCUCUAAGGUACGGAUACCAAUUUCUGAGUUGGAAAUGGUACAUUUGCUGUAUUGAUGCAAGACAAGUCGUCAUUACUACCACUAUGGUCCCUCUAGACAGGCCUGCUUCAAAUUGCUCUUGACUGUGAGCCUGGCUUCAGAGUGAGCUGCUGUAUAUGACCCAGCAUCACACUUUUGCUCUUUUUCCAAAAUUGUGGUCUAAGGUCCUUUUUUUAAAGAAUGACAAUUUUAGGAAACUUCAUUAACCUCACAGCAGCAUGAAUUUCUUUGCUUUUUUACCUAACAUGAGUUUUGUUUGAGGUAUAAGCAGAAGAUAAGCUAAUGCAAUUUGUUUUGUUGAAUCCUGCAUGCCUUUAAAUGAUUAGCACAGAAAAUAUUAUGAAGUUAUAUCUGAAAAUAAUGGGAAAAAAGUAGGUAUCAUCGGUGCCUGAUAACCAAGGAAAUGGCCAAUUUCUAGGAAUGAAGAAUUAGACUUGGUUUCAAGUUUCAUCAAUAAUAGAACAGAUGGUUGUCUUUGGGUUUUGAACAAAAUAAGACUUACUAGAAAGGAGUGAAUUUUUAGAGCAGAUGUUUACUAGCAUGUCAUUACAUAGUACCUACAUCCACUCUCUAGAAUUGAUUUAUCACAAAAUUAGGGGUUCUUUUUUAAGUCCACUCCCCUAAAAUGUCGAUUUCUUCCAUGGUUUAGCUCUAUUUUUUGUACAAACUAUUCUGAAAUUUAAGUGGAAAAAAGUGAUAUAAGAAUGUUGCUAAACUUCUGUUUAACUUUUCCGCUUUAAAAAUUUACAAUACUAUGAAAGAGUAUCUGUGUCAUUAAAUGGAAAGUCCAUCUCCAAAUGGAGACUGAUAAUAUUCUCCAGCCCUUUAAUGAACGGCAUUUUCUAAUACUUAACCUCUGUUAAGACAUCAUCGAAAGUUAAAGGAAAAGCAGGACAUAAUAGUUUUGUUAUUGUAAUAUUUUGAAUCAGAGAAUACUUAGCCACGCUUAUAUUCAUAAGCUAAAACCCUUUGUUAUUUGUAUUUUCAGAGUUUCUUUAAUUUUCCUAUAAGGACAUACAUUUUGAAAUUGUAAAAAUUUUUCCCAAUACAAAAAUUAUACUUUUCUAAAAUUAGGAAAUGAAGAAAGAAAUAUAGCUUCCAUCAAUUUUCCCCUCCACUCAUUAUUAAAUUUCUCUGAUAAACCUCAUAACCUAGGAUUUUAUUUUCCAUUUGAGUUCUUGGUAAUUAUUAUCUUAUCUUGGUGCCAUUUAAAAGUAACAUUUAUUAAGUGUUACAAACAUUGCUCUUAGCAGUUUUUUCUGAUAGUAUUGUUGAAACUCUUGCUUAAUUUUUUCAAAACACCAAAAUCCAUGUGUUUCAAGAUUAUGACAGAUACCUGCAGAUAACUGAUAUGCUUUUGCCAAAUUUGUUUAUUCUGGAAUGAACCGAGAUGCCAGUUUUGUAUUGGCAAUAUGCUUUCCAUAAGCAAGGCACAUUUAAAAGUAGGUUCAAGAAGUGCUGUUGUUUUUAUGAGGAAAUUUAUUUUUGAGGAGCCAUUCUUUCCCUCUAUUAAAAUUUAAGAGUAGACUUAUUGUCCAUGAGUGGUUGUUUGUAACUGAAUCAUUAUUUUAUCUUUAAAAUCUAAUGUGUUGUAUUUAAAACUAAAUCUACAUUUACCACUGCCUGAAAAUAUUCUGUUCCAUUGUUUAUGAAUUUUCACUCAUGACCCAGAUGUAAACUUACUACAUAUUUUCAUAAUCAAUCAAUAAAACAAGCUAAAAACAAAAAGUAAAAUGAGUUUCCAAGGUAAACCUGUCAGUGUUUCCUGUGUUUGAGCAGAAGUGCAAACAGUGUCGUUUUAAUUUUCUGGCAUUCUAAGGAAAGGCCAAAAGAUCACUUUAGUUUAUUUUUCCAAAAUGUAACUCUAAGCAUUCUAAUGAUAUAUUUUAUUAGUAGCUUAGAAAUGGAACAAAAUACAUGUGCUCAUUAAAUAAUGCACAGUACAAUAGAUGUAUAAGCAGAUUUUACUUUCUGCUUUUAUGCUUAAAAAGUGCAUGUGCAAAAACACUUCCAUCAACAAGAGGAUUUUUUAAAAUUACAGAAUUGAUGUUAUCUGGUCUAUCUUAUGCUGAUAUACGUCUGUUUUGUUAUUAAACUCUAUCUGCUCUUAUUUUAAAACCAGUAUUGUUUUACAACCAUUUUGCCUCCCAGUUCUACAAAACAGCUUUGAAAAUAUUGACCAAAAUGUCCUACCACUUGGGCUUCAAGUUUCACUUACUGAGUACCAGGGUUGUUAGAGAAUUGUAUAUACUUUAUCGUGUAGUUCAUUUACGAGAAGUGUUGGAGUACUGCUUUUGCUGCUGUCUUCUGUAUUGAGCCUCGCCUUGCAUCCUCCCAUGGAGGGUAGUGUUAUCCAUAGAUUUUACAUAACUACAUCUCUUGCUCUUGGCAGUAAAUCAAGAUUUAGUUGUAAUUUUCCAGCUGUGAAAAUGUUGCCUUGUAUUUAAAAGGGUUUCACGAAUGGAACCUAAGUGAGACUCAGCUCAUUAGUGACAGACUUGCUUUCCUCACAUCCUUCCUUCACCAUCCCCCUUAACCCCAGUGUCCCCCUGCCUACCACCCCUAUAAGGGUGCUUAUUCCUUGACAAGGAAAUCUU
Sciurus carolinensis (gray squirrel) is the source of this 4725-nucleotide messenger RNA. It is a transcript of the gene Rab11fip2, whose product is annotated as RAB11 family interacting protein 2. Gene Ontology annotation, cellular component: phagocytic cup; endosome. Lineage: Eukaryota; Metazoa; Chordata; Mammalia; Rodentia; Sciuridae. Gene Ontology annotation, molecular function: small GTPase binding. Gene Ontology annotation, biological process: regulated exocytosis. The record is from RefSeq and is a predicted model, not a curated record.